Cavia porcellus (domestic guinea pig) is the source of this 650-nucleotide messenger RNA. RefSeq names its product NADH:ubiquinone oxidoreductase subunit AB1 (gene Ndufab1). Gene Ontology annotation, biological process: fatty acid biosynthetic process. Gene Ontology annotation, molecular function: acyl binding; acyl carrier activity. NCBI's taxonomy places the organism in Eukaryota, Metazoa, Chordata, Mammalia, Rodentia, Caviidae. The coding region runs from base 36 to 506 and encodes 156 amino acids. The record is from RefSeq and is a predicted model, not a curated record. The transcript is spliced from 5 exons. Gene Ontology annotation, cellular component: mitochondrion.
AGCUACGGCGCCAUGCAUUCUGGGUCGGCGUAGCCAUGGCGGCUCGUGUCCUUUCAGUCUGUGUCCGCCGCCUGCCCUCGGCCUUGGUGCCACCGUCCCGGCUCCCUACGCUGGCCCUGGCCCGUACACUCAGCACCGCUUUGUGUGCCGCGCGAACCCAGACGAGGCUCGGGGCGGCGCAGCUGGCUUUGGCUUUCGCACAGGUUCCAGGGAGGAUUCCACAGUUUUGCCGCCAGUAUAGUGAUGCACCUCCUUUGACAUUAGAAGGAAUCAAGGAUCGGGUUCUGUAUGUCUUGAAACUUUAUGACAAGAUUGACCCAGAAAAGCUCUCAGUAAAUUCGCAUUUUAUGAAAGACCUGGGCUUAGACAGUUUGGACCAAGUGGAAAUUAUCAUGGCCAUGGAGGAUGAAUUUGGGUUUGAAAUUCCUGAUAUAGAUGCAGAAAAGUUAAUGUGCCCACAAGAAAUUGUGGAUUACAUUGCAGAUAAGAAGGAUGUAUAUGAAUAAAAUACCAGGCUCGUUUUCCUCCCAGAAGACUCCAGUGAUACUGGCGCUUGGAAGUGAGUGCAUUUUGUCAUCAUCAAAGCAACUGUCAGACUUAUAUUUAAGUUGUCUUGUUUUUGCCCUUUGAAAAUAAAUCAUUAAAACCAA